This is a messenger RNA of Xiphophorus couchianus (Monterrey platyfish), 3381 nucleotides long. It is a transcript of the gene hck, whose product is annotated as HCK proto-oncogene, Src family tyrosine kinase. Gene Ontology annotation, molecular function: protein binding; ATP binding; protein tyrosine kinase activity. The record is from RefSeq and is a predicted model, not a curated record. Gene Ontology annotation, biological process: protein phosphorylation. Bases 194 to 1696 code for a protein of 500 amino acids. The transcript is spliced from 13 exons. Lineage: Eukaryota; Metazoa; Chordata; Actinopteri; Cyprinodontiformes; Poeciliidae.
CAGUGUGCCGCCGCUCCGCCGCCCCGUUCACAUCUGCAGCUCCGACCCCGCGAGCGGGUCAGGGAGAAAUGGAAGCUGCGCGCGAGGAAUGAAGAAUGUUCUCGACGCCCGUCACCGUCUGAGCCCAGAAGAUCCCGUCCGAGUGCAGAGACAGCCCGUGUUUCCAAGUGACUGAUUAAAACGAGACAGCAUCAUGGGCUGUGUGGGCUCAAAGAAGGAGCAGAAGUUCCCCAGCAAAGACUCGGAUAACAGCGACCAGCAGAACAGAGCUCAGGUACACUAUGUCAGAGACCCCACCUCUGGAAGCAAAUCUGCCGCCAAACAGCCUACUAAUGCAACCUCUUCAGAUGGUGAGAGUGUCGCCAUUGCACUGUUCGACUAUGAGGCGAUUCAUGAAGGAGACCUUGGCUUCAAGAAGGGAGAUAAACUCAGAAUUUUGGAGGAGUCAGGCGAGUGGUGGAGAGCUAUGUCCAUCAGCACAGGCCAGGAAGGCUACAUUCCCAGCAACUAUGUAGCCAUAGAUUCUCUGGAGACAGAGGAUUGGUUCUUUAAGGGUGUUAGCAGAAAGGACGCCGAGAGGCAGCUCCUGGCUCCAGGGAAUCGAAUCGGAUCCUACAUGAUCCGAGACAGUGAGACUACCAAGGGUAGCUACUCUCUGUCCGUCAGGGAUCAAGACCCCAAGGCUGUUGACACAGUUAAACAUUAUAAAAUUCGAACUCUGGACAACGGAGGAUUUUACAUCUCACCACGCAUCACCUUCGGCACUCUGCAAGAGCUGGUCAGCCAUUAUAAGAAACAGGGAGAUGGCCUCUGCCAAACUCUGACCAGCCCAUGUUUGAGCCCCAAACCUGAAAAGCCUUGGGAAAAGGACGCCUGGGAAAUCCCAAGAUCUUCACUUAAGUUAGACAAGAGACUUGGUGCAGGACAGUUUGGAGAAGUUUGGAUGGCUACCUACAAUAAGCACACCAAGGUAGCUGUGAAGACCAUGAAGCCAGGCAGUAUGUCAGUGGAGGCUUUCUUGAUGGAAGCUAACCUGAUGAAGAGUCUACAGCACGACAAACUGGUUCGACUCAACGCUGUGGUCACCAAAGAAGAGCCCAUCUAUAUCAUAACUGAGUAUAUGGAAAAAGGCAGUUUGUUGGACUUCUUAAAGAGUGACGAAGGCAACCGUGUCCAGCUUCCCAAGCUUAUUGACUUUUCUGCCCAGAUUGCAGAAGGUAUGGCAUACAUUGAACAGAAGAACUACAUCCACAGAGACUUGAGAGCUGCCAACAUCCUGGUCAAUAAGUCCUUAGUGUGCAAAAUUGCUGACUUUGGCCUUGCUCGUAUCAUUGAGGACAAUGAAUACACAGCCAGAGAAGGAGCUAAGUUCCCAAUCAAAUGGACCGCCCCUGAAGCCAUCAACUAUGGUUCCUUCACAAUAAAAUCCGACGUCUGGUCCUUCGGAAUUUUGUUGACUGAGAUUAUCAGUUACGGACGCACCCCUUAUCCAGGAAUGACUAAUCCAGAGGUAAUCCGUUCUCUGGAGAAAGGUUACCGAAUGCAGCGCCUUGACAGCUGUCCCACUGAACUUUAUGAUAUCAUGCUGGUGUGCUGGAAGAACAAGCCAGAGGACCGUCCCACCUUCGACUACCUGCAGAGUGUCCUGGAAGAUUUCUACACAGCCACAGAGAGCCAGUACCAGCAGCAGCCAUGAGACAUGAUUCAUUAAUAUGAAUCCUCAGUUUGUGUCUGCAGUAGUGCAGUUCAGGCCACAAACCCUGUUAGUUUAGCUCUCUGUCUCUUAUUUACACACACGGCACAGCAAUAGUAGGGACUGUACAGAAAUUAUUAGCAGACAAUUACUUUUCCUUUUGAAAGAUAGGUCUUUACACGUUUGCUAUUUAAUAAAAAGCUCCCUGUUUUAAAAGAGAAAGAGCUACAGGAUUGGAAAGAUGUAGCAAACACAUGAGUUUCUAAAAGUGAAUCUCCAUUUGUGUCCACUACAGAGAGCCCACAAAGACUCGCUGCCUAAAAAAAAAUUAGAUGCUAUUUUUUAUACUUGCUUUAUGUAAAUUGAGAGUCGCAACAAUUCCACAGCACUAAAACUCCAACUCAAAAGGUGGUGUCAAAGAAGUUACAAAAAAAGAUUGGAAGUACAUCCUAUAUGUCAGAGACAGAAACAGACAUUUGUUGUUUUUCUCUCACAAUAUAAUCUAUUUUUUUCUUACGUCUGCUGUUUAUUGAAUAAAUAGUUUAUUACUCAAGGCCGCUCAAACUGCAUAAAGCUUUGUCGAUAGAUUAGUGCGUUAGCUCCACCUUGUGGUCUGGAGUUUGAUAGAGCCUAAAAGGUUUGUCACAUACAGGCAGCAGUCUUAAAAACAAGAGCGUAGCACAUUAAAUGUUAAUAUUCCCAGAGCCGCAUCAGCUUACUUGAACUGAAUCAGUUUUGGCCUCUGACAUGAAGAGUAGCACUUCAACGAACAUUUUUAUCUAAUUUAUUUACGUAGAUACAUUAAAUACAGACCAAAAUUCAAACCAAAAGGCGUUUCAUUCGUGCCAUUGUUUUGAUGUAAUUAUCGCUAAUGGUAACUUGUUCUGUAUUGGUACGUUUUUAUAUUCCUGCUGUAAUUUUUAUACAGUCCCUAACUUUUUAAAACAUGACAAACUUCAUCAGCAGAUAUUUUCUGUGCUAACUCAGGAUUACAGAAAAGGAAUUUACAAUGUGAAAAAAAUAGGCCUGAUUAUGGUAGCAAUUUUCUCUCUGCACAUGUUUUUACAUUAUUUGUGGCUUAUUUUAGCAUUCCUCAUUCACAGUGCCUUUGACAGUGGCUCUUUAAUCCACAUUCAAUCAGCAAUAUAUUCCAUAUGAUUUGUAUAUACAGAAAAGGUAGCACUCAGUCUUACAUUUAUUCUGCUUGUUAAUUCUUACAUAUGUGUUCUUUAUGACUUAACUUAUUUAAAAAAAGCAGUUCAUACUUUUCUCAGUAAUAUUUUCUUUAAAAAUACAUCUUUUAUAAGCUUGUAUGCUUGUUUUAGCAAAGAGCAAUGACUGAUACUUACUAAUGCAUUUUUACCGUGCUGGGAGUUGAAUGUAAAUUGCACAUAAACAUUCAGGACCAAAAUCCUGAACAAGUGAGCUUUUAAGAUUUUAAUAUUUCAUGCUGUGGUAAACAUGGCAUCUAUUUUGAAAGACAUCUACUUAACAGUGUAUCAAAAACGUUUUUUUUUAAGUGUAGAGCCAUCUAAGAAUGAAGCACAGCAUUGCUCAGAACUGUAUAUAAUCAUCUAGUUAAGACUGGUUUUUUUCCUCUGUUUUUCAAUGUGAAUCUCUUGGCAGUUUGUGAAUGCUUAAGUGCAACUGUUAUGACAACGGUUAAAUAAAAAGAUUUAAAGAUGGCA